Messenger RNA from Boeremia exigua, 2241 nucleotides. RefSeq names its product major facilitator superfamily domain-containing protein. The transcript has 2 exons. NCBI's taxonomy places the organism in Eukaryota, Fungi, Ascomycota, Dothideomycetes, Pleosporales, Didymellaceae. Gene Ontology annotation, molecular function: transmembrane transporter activity. Gene Ontology annotation, biological process: transmembrane transport. The record is from RefSeq and is a predicted model, not a curated record. Bases 369 to 1934 code for a protein of 521 amino acids.
CAAGCUCUUUGUGUUCGCGCUGGCCCUUGUGAUGUCAGAGUGCUGCGCACGAUGCCUUGCAGUGCCUUCUUUGAGAUAUCUAAACCUUGCGGUUGAGCAGCUGAGCAGCGAUGGAUGUCGUCAUAUUCUUCAAAAGUCUGCCCUCCAUAUGUUAGAUUCCACGAUGUCUCUUUCAAAUCCCCGGAAUAUUGACAAAGCUUGGAGCGCGAAGCUUUCAACCGCUAAUUAUUCGAUAUCCACUCCUCCCAAGCCAGUACUUGGAGGACCCACUUGCUCCGCGGAGUUCUGAAUAUCCAUAAGGGCUUUGUGUAGUCGCUUCCAUCCUACCGUCAGUGUCUUCUUACCCAGGCCUCGCAUAACUGCCAAGAAUGUCGAACCAAGGAUUGGCACAUUCAUCAGAGCCCACAACUCCACGGUCAUCCAAAGAAGAGACGGAAACUGAGGCAUGGAUACCGACGCAUGGAAGCGGGCUUGUAACCGGAGAAACACUGGCACCAGCGGCCACAAAUAAGACCAUCCAGUUUACACCAAACGAUCCAGAGAACCCUUUCAAUUGGCCUGCGGCGAAGAAAUAUCGGGCCUGUAUUCUUGCUUGCGCUAUGACUUUCAUUGUCCAGAUCAACGGGACAAUGAUGACCAGCGCCGCUGAACAGAUCAAUGAAAGCUUCCACGUCAGUGACGAGGUUUUCCCACACUCAUACUGGCCUGUGUUGAGUUGGAACCUGGGUGGUGCCGCUGCGCCCCUUGUGGGUUUGCCCCUGAUGGAAAACUUUGGCGUACGGUACACGUAUCUGGGGAUCUAUGCUAUACUGAUCAUCUUCAUCAUACCGCAAGCUGUAGCUCAGAGUUUUGCCACUCUGAUUGUUGUUCGUAUCAUCACAGGAUCGUGCACAGCAACAUUAGCGAACAUUACUUCCGGCAUUGUCAGCGAUGUAUGGUAUGCUGGUCUCACAAAGAGUUUCUUCACAUCAAUGUACAUCUUUGCGCUCCUGUCCGGGCUAAGCAUGGGCCCCGUUUUCGGUAGUUUGGUCGUUCAGUACACUACCUGGCGUUGGAUCUUCAUCGGCCAGAUCAUCAUUUACUCUGCUCUACUCCCAAUUAUUUUUUUAUGCCUCCCUGAGGUCCGUCCUGACGUUAUUCUGCACCAACGUGCUUCCAAGAUCCGGCGCGAAACUGGUCUCGCCGUCCGUACCGCGCAAGAGAAGACGAAGACCAGUGUUUCUGAAAUUCUCACUGAGACUCUCAUUCGUCCCACACGGCUCUUGUUCACCGAAGGCGUGCUCAUCAGUUUGGGCAUGUGGUCAGCCUUUGUCAUCGGGAUCGCAUUCAUGUUCACGCAGAGCAUCAUGCAAGUCUAUUCAGGCCUGUAUGGGUGGACAUUUUUCGGAACAGGGAUGGUGCAGAGCGCAAUCGUGGUCGGAGAGCUGGCAGGUGUGUUCGCACAGUUAAUGCAGGACAGGGUUUACUUCGCCUCUGCGAAACGGAACACCGAGAAUCCUGGUCACCCACUUCCGGAAGCAAGGCUGUAUCUCAGUAUCCCGGCAUCAUUUAUUGGACUUACUGGGGGCUUGUUCUUUUUCGCUUGGACCAGCUUCUCGACCAUACCAUGGAUCGUGCCUUCGAUCGCGCUAGGCUUUGUUGGAUUCGGCAUGUUCCUAUGUACCACUGCUUUGACGACAUACAUUGUCGAUGCGUACGCAAAGUAUGCUGCUAGCGCAGUUGCUGGCGUGGCUUUUCUAGAGAACUUCAUGGCCGCGUUCUUGCCACUAGCUACGCAGAGUAUGUAUCGAUCACUUGGCUUCAAUUGGGCGAGCAGUCUUCUAGGCUUUAUUGCAUUGAUACUUAGCUGUAUACCUGUGGUCUUGAUCAGGUACGGGAGAAAGCUCAGGGAAAAAAGUCCUUUCAUGGAGGUAGCUGGUCACAAUAAAGACUGAUCAUGGAUUUCACUACGUGACUAUGACUAGUAGAUCGAGAAAUGGGGAUACUAGUAACGCGUGAUCAUGGCGAUUGAUUGAACGAACUUUGAUCACCAGCAGUAGGAAAGAUUUAAGGUAUACAGGAAAGCAAAACAUGUCUUUGAAGACAAGUGCCCUGCUGUUGUUUCCAAGUUCCUUACUCCAAUCGUUCCAUGAUGGUCACUCGGGUUGGCAAAGCUGUAGAUUGUUCACUCACAUCGUCACCAUGUCUACCGCCUUGCGGGCGAUAACGUGCGGAGUAGUUCAAAUGUAAUCGCUACUGAUU